CCCAUUUGAGUCUCUAGUCCUCGUGCAUUUUGUUUUAAACUUAAGGAAACAAUUGAAAGUUUGGUCUACCUUAAGAUGGACCUUAAGGUGAAAUACAUGUGAAAUCUUUAAUCAUGCAAAGUGCCACCUUAGAUUUUAGCUGCAACGCUGCAACCUUUUGGAUAUAUAUAAUCAUGUGUAUGCAGUACAUGUGUGUAAAUUAGAUCCGCAGGGCACAGAAGCUAGGCGGGGCUGUGAGGCCAGGUUUGUAGAGUGUGCCCUAAGUGGAAGUUAGGGGGUGAGGGAGCUGUGCAGGUUGGAAGAUGUAGUUAAGGGGAAGAGGAAGGCUCAGCAGCUGUGAACUGUCCAGCCAGGGCAGCAGUUCUGCCCGAGGAGUGACUGCAGGCAGUGGGCCAGGAUCCGGGCGAACUUGGAGAGUCAGAGGUUAGCUGAGAGAGGAGGGAUAGAGGCAUAUGCCGGGCUCACUGAUGGAGACUGAGGCUGGGGGGUAAAUUAGGUUAGAGGCGUCACAGAUUUUGCUCUGGAUUUAAGCAGAAAUGACCUGCUCAGUUAUAACAGUUUAUUCCAGAUCACAAUGUAAACUACGUCUACUGCCACUCAGAGUAGAAAGAGGUUAAAUGAUAAAUGGAAUGAGACAGUGUCAGCGCUGUCUGCAGCUGACAGCUGAUUGAAGAAGCAAUAUACCUGCAACUACUAGAUGCUGCAAUGUUUGCUAUGAAUUUAAAACCUGCAGAAUUUUCUGUUACAGGCACAGAGGCGAGUUCAAACUGUCUGAUCCAGAAAAAGCCUCCAUGUUUUUGAAUAACCUCUUGUACUUUCUGGUCACUUAAACCAUUUUGACCUUCAGGACUUGACUGCAAAUAACCCCUUUACAAACUAGAGGUAGUUGCAGACUAAGAGAGGUUGUCUGCUAAAACAUGGUCACGAAAAGGGUGAAAUGUAAGAGUGGAGCUGAUAGCCUCCUGCUGAAAUUCCUUGAAGUGAGAUUUUGGAUUUGCAUCCCCGUGUCAUUCAGACUUGUAAACAAAGACAGAUAAAUAUCACAUGCUUCUUCAUCUUCGACACAUGACAGGCUAUAGAUUACAUCGGGAUGUAGGGUCUUAUUUGCAUGAGGCUGAAAUGAUCAGUGUGAAAAAUUAAAAAUGUGAAUAUAAUGUGAUCCCAGACACUCAUGCUUUUGGGUAGUAGUUAGGAUAUUUAUCAUUGCUGAGGCUAGCCUAGCCCAGCAGUGAUUCAGGGGAGGCUGCUGGUACUGUUAUGUAACCUACUGGGAUGCUGCCAGCAGCAGAGACCCCAGAUCACUCUGUCAAGCUGAGAGUAGGAGUGAAAAGGAGAGGGAAGAAUAGGAUGGAGGGACUGAUAGAUGGCGAGAAAGCGAAGGAAUAAACGUGGAAAGAAAGAAGAAGAAAUGCAGAAAGAACUGAAUAUUCCAAAAGGUAGAAAAAAUAUAAAAAUUAAAGAGAGGAGGGACGGAAGGAAAAGUUGUUUUACUCUUAUCCCUGCAACCAGCUGCAACCGACACAAUCCAGCUGCAUGUCUUCUUUCUUUUAUAACAGUAAUUCUUUCAUGGCUUUAGGUAUUCUCCGUAAUUCCCAAAAAAUCAUUAACACACAUGAAAUUAUACAACAUAAUUGCAACAACACGCUUUUGGUCAUAUUUUCCCUGGACAUGCUUCAUAUCUUUAUGCAUGUGGUGAUAGAUAGAUCUAUGCACAUUGGAGUUUAUGAAACUGCAGCACAAAUCUGUGCUUCCUAGCAACACGGCAAAACAGAUUGAGUCCAAACAACGGGACACCAAAUGUCGUAGCUUUUGGUGAAUGUAAACAGCAUCCAGUCUAAUAAACACACAGGCAGGAGAAUAUUUAUGCAACACAGGCAAGUCCUGCAAGAAGCUUAGAUCUUAAGUGUGUCCAGCACACCACGCACACACCCACAGGCUACCCGUGACUCACCCUCACACACACACACACACACACACACACACACACACACACACACACACACACACACACACACACACUUUUCACAACUGGUGUCACUGUCAGAAUCUGGACAUGCUCUUCUGGGAAUUGGUAGGCUUCCAUUUUUUCAUUAAAAAAAUGUUUUUUGACUGUGUGUCCUGAGAGCAUGGUAUUUGAACAAGCACAGACACACACAUACAUCUUUGAUUUACAAUCCUGCAAAUUCCUGUUAGAUAAUGAGAAGUGUGAGAGCAUAUCCAAAAAAACCUCACUCAGAUCUGUUGCCUAAAGCUAAAUAAAAGCACUUCGCAGGUCUGCUCGUAGCAACAAGAACACAAUGCCUGCACACCCACAGGUACAAGCCCACUCAUGUAGCUCAGUGAUCUUUAAAGACACACAAGCACACAUCUUACAACGUGCAAUUCAGUUUCAAAGCUGACAGAUGGACACACAUUUACCCCAGCUAAUAUCAGUUUUUUAUCACUUGAAUGCAACAUGCUGUGUACAACAUGAAACCUUUUGAUAUUCUGUUUCACAAACACAGUUAUGCUGCGGUGUGUAUUUUGAGCACAGCUACAGCACACAUUUGCACAUUUAUAAUUGGUGCUGUGAGUAGCAAGACAGAAAAUGAAGGCAAUAGAGUGCUUUAUUAAUGAGAAUGUGUGCUGCCUUCACAUUACUGCAGUAGUUGUGCAUUGUAUGGCAGGGGUAAUUGUAAUCAUGUAUGGGAAUAAUAGUAUUGGAAUAAUACUAUAUUACUAACAUGGUACCAAACAUACUAAACCCAAUGUUAUCCACUUAAAACUGGAAGUGUAAAAUAUGGAAACGAGGUAAUCCCAGUGCAAUGGGAAAUAAACUGACUGGCUAUUUUAUUUAUGCAAAAAUAACUCUGCCAUAGACUGGCAACCUGGCCAGGCUGUACCUCGCCUCUUGCCCUGUGGCAGGUGGAACAGGCUCCAGCCUGUCAUCGUAUACUGGGUAAGCGGUUUAAGACGAUGAAUGAGUGGAUGGACCGUGACAGUCAAUCUUGCUGUUUUUCAACGCAGCAACAAAUUCCUAAUUUAUUUUAUCUUUACAUCUUUUCUUUUCUUUACGAACUACCACAAAAUGGCCUUUUUUUCCCUUUUUUUUUUUUUAAAUGUAUUGAAUACAUUCAGUAAACUGGAUGUGAAUUAAUUAGAAAAUAACAAUGGAAAACUACUAAUUUCAAUUUUUAUAAGAAAAAUCUGGCCUGACAGUUCAGUUCUUGGCCUGUUCAAAUUUUCUUUCUAGGAGUUUUAAUAAAAGAAAAAGGUUAUUUUUCUGCAAAUUUAUUUUAAUUUAAAAUAAAUCUGAAAAGAAUUGCAUGCGUCACACUUUAACAUGUUUUACGUCUUUGUCUCUGUAAUUACACCUCCUAAUAUGCUAGAUGGCAAUGUGGUUACUGUGCUGUGUUUUGGUUCUUCUUGUAUGCAAACAGAGUUGAAUGAACCCAGCAGUUCAUGCAGAAUUAGGAGUAAUACAUUAUAUCUUUGCUAAAAUGACUGCAAUGCAAAGAAGAGACAAGAUUUUUGAACAAUUUGAGUUUACUCACGACAGACUGAGAAAACUGCUCAUGCUACACUGUUUAAUUAUUGCCUGUUGUGCUAGCAUCAGCAUUAUAAGGCAGUCUGACAGAAUUAUAGCCAAACCAAUGUGAAAAAGUGUAUUAUUACCAAACAGAAUGUGUUGGGUUUUUUUUUUGUUUUUUUUGUUUUUUUUGGGGAAGGCAAAAGUCAAGUUGGAGUGGAAUUGGCACAGAAUUGCAUAGAUUUGAGGCUGACUGGCCCGACACCGAUCAUGGCCAGUCAGCUGAAAAUUGGCAGAUUCUGUUCAUCAACCAAUUGAUCAGUGAAUCUCUAAAAUUAUGCUAAGGUUGUGUAGUCCCUCACUUAGAGUUCCAGGCAAGUGCAAAACAAAAAAAAGAAACUGUGAGAGUGAAAACAAACGAAGAAGACGAGGCGAGCACGUAGCUUAGGUCACAUUUUCCUCUAAUCUAUUACAUCUAGUACUUCCUGAACAAAGACAGUCUGUUAACCAGCUGCAAGCAGGAGAAAUAAUUAUGAUUUUUAAACAAUAAUUUCUGUCCUACUUGCUACACUUGGAUGGAAUUGCACAUGUACAGAUAAAUAUCUGAACAGUUGCAUUGUGUUUUUCAGCCUUUUUAUGGUCACCUUCAUUUGCAUCCACAUCUCCUUAGACCUUAUAUCUAGAGUUGUAAUGAUAGCAAUCCACUCAACAUCUUUUAUCAUUUGUCCUUUUUGAGCCUCUGAAAGUCUGCGCUUCAAUCAUGCCUUGCUUGAUUUAAAAUUCACUGUAGUGGUGUACAGAGGUAUAAGACAAAAACUGUGUCAUGUUUCAAAACCUCCUGCAGCUAACUGAAGGUUUAAGCUCCUGCUGUCACAGGUGCAAGCUGUGGGAACAAGUAGGCCCACAAACCGAAGACAUGUGCUCUAUGAUCAUCACCAACCCGGUGUGCUCUGGUGUUUCUGAAUAAUAGAAGACCUAUUAGCCUGUGACUCACCUGCCAACACCAAAUGUGGCGCACUUAGUGUUCGCUGAUGAAUGUAACAGAGGUCACCGUGAACUGGCAGGACUCCUGUUUCAUCAGGAUGACUCAGACACGAGUCACAAGAAUCAAAAAUCAGGGCUGUAGGCUAGGAUGUGCCUAGCAUACAUUAUUAAAGCUAUAUGUGAAACACAAAAAGAAGAACCACCAACGUUUGUCAUAACAAAUGACAAAUCUUAAGUAUUUUCUCCCUGACAUGUCACCUCUUUGGCUAAAUAAACUGUAAAAUUGUUUUAAGUUCCAGUAAGUGUGAGAACAGAGUUGUCUUUCUGCACAAACAAGAAUAUCUGUUGGCAACGCUCGAUAACAUCAAACCUUUCACCAAUCUGCAGAGAUUGGGAAACUCUCGUAGAGGUUAUGUCACAUCUCAAGCAUUCCUACACUCGACUAAAAACAAAGCUGUGUGUGGCUGGAUUGACUUUCUUGAGUUUGUUCUAGCCUUUACAAAGUCAUUUGAGGAUUCUGCAUUUUGACACAUUUCUUUCUUGCAGGUUUAUAUGCUUUUGUGUUAUGUCUUUUGCUUUUGCAAUGAACGCAAACCACAUUUAAAGUUUUGUGUCUGUUUAGUCACUGUGUAAAAAAUCUGCCUUGUAAUAGAACAUGAUAGAUCUUUUUAAUCAGCAUUGCGACACAUCUGCAAAUAUGUCAUGUGACUAAUGAUAAGUUUUCUUGAAAGCAAAGGUAGAAGAAUGUGUAGCACUAGCAGCUAGCUGUCUAUGAAGCUCUGUCGUUUCGUACGCUUGGAUCUGCACCUGCAUGUCACUUAAACUCUUGUAAUAAAUAGAAACCUGUGUCCCCAAAGGUCUGUGUCUAAUAAAAACUCUGCUGAAGCAAAUUAAGAGCCAGGCUUUUAUUAGAUGUUAUAUACAGUAACAGAAAAAGGAGAGGAGAGGAUGAAGCAGAAAGAGCCCCAUAAAACUCUAAAGAGCACCUGAAGGAAAGAGACUUGUAAGAAUACAAUCAGUAAGUAUUAAAAAGACUUUCUCAAGCCAGAAAAAAAAUCUCUAUCAGAUGCUUGUGAGCUGUAAUGUGCACUCAGUCCAACAGUUUUUUAAAUUUGUGUCCACUCUGUCUUUGUUUGCUGACAGCCUGCCCAGGAGUUUGUUGUUGUACAUCUGAAGGAAGAAAAAAAGUUGUUUCCUCUGCAACUAGGGCAGGAGGUUAGGGGGUUUGUUACAAUAAAAAUUAUUUUCAGAUGUUGGAGUUAUGUAACAGUGUUACGAAGCUGUCAUCCCAGCACUGGGAGCACCCUUUCUGCUGCUCUUGCUCUCUGUUUUUCCCUCUGUUUCUCUGAAAGUCUCAUUUUGCUGAACACGACCUGAACCCCCACCCCCCGUUCUCCUCCUUACCCAGUCGUUUCUGUUUUACAAUAAAGGUUCACAGAACCAGAUGCUAACAGCUGCCAGCUGGCUUGUGGGUCUUUUGGUGCUCGUGCACUUAUAGAUGCUUCUGUUUCCUUCAACAGUAUACAAUUAGAGCUCGUUUAGACUACUUUUCAUUGAAAUGAUGUGACAGAGUGAGGGGUGCUGCUGCAAGCUGGUCAACAAAAGAACCUUUGACUGUGUUUAAAAGGAGUGGGCUUAAUUAGUUCCACUGCUUUUAGAAGCAGAAUUAAUUUUCUCUUUCAGCCUUCUGAUGAAUAAUCAUGUGGGGAAAUCAAAUCAAAUAAAGUAGUAGUAGUUAAAAUAGGCAGGACUUCAAACCUCUGAGCUCCUUAAGUAUAUGUGAAAAGUCAAAGCUACAAACCAAACCAGCCUGUAAAGAUGCAGCUCAGUAGUACAGACUAGUUAUGACUUGCUCCAGCUGUGACAUUUAAGGAUUAUCGGCGGUAUUUCAGGUAGAUCAUAUUGGGGUUAUAUCUGAUUAGGAUCAGGGAAAGGUUUGUGCUUAUUUUUUAUUAUUCUAUUUAUUUGAACUUGUGCUAAUUGAACCAGUUAGUAUUCUGUGCAUUUGGAUAUCUGACUGUAGCACUUUGCAGUAGAAAUAGCCAAAUAAGUACGUUGCAAAGUAUAACCUGUCUUUGAAGUUUUGUUACCUCUGACAGCUGACAAAAGCACAAAACUUGAUUCCUCUUUGGAGUGAAGCUGAAGUUCAGCAGUAGGUCAGUCAGGGAUUAUGCAUCUGAUAAACCCGGGACUUGUACUGUUCCCUCAUCCCCAAACAUGUAAAGAGCUGCCUUUUCCUGUGAGUUUGCUACUUUAAUUACAACUAUAAAGUAAAGUAAAUGAUUAAGUUCAGCCUUGUUGGUGCAUUUUGUGGUUUGUUAAAAAUUCCACGUCUUUUCCUAACGAUUACGCACAUGGCUACAAUGGCUAAAAGUCUCCUCGGUUCAGGAUGACGCUGAGUAAUCCCCUGCCUGAUGUCAGUGUGUCCCAGGAAACAGUGCUGGUAAAUUCCACAGAAGAGCGAGUGGGUGGGGGGAGACCAGGAAGUAAAAAGGGAAAAAAAUUGCCUGUUUUCCUUGCUGGAAUGUUAAUGGCUGGUCUGACCUACGGUGGCCUGUCACUUGGCCUGGUUAGUUUCUUGGCAGCUCGGGUUUUGUUGAGUUCAUCUGUUUAGUGCAUUCUUUGUCCAUCUGUAAACUCGCCUUUGACUAGAAAGGCAUCAAUUCAAACAUUCGGACAUCGUGAAAAGAUACAAGUGAGGAGUUUUGUCUGGCUCAGUGCUGAUAAUGUUACGCAAGUUUAAAUUUACUUGUGGUGCGUCUAGUUUUUAUAUAACGUUGUAAAUCCUUUUGCACUGGACAAAUGAUCCCAAACUAUUUGAUGUGUGUUUGGUGUAAAAUGUUGCCUAAAUAAAACACUCUGAAGUUAAAAGCGAGCUUAAACAGUGGUGGUCAGGUAGUGAAUAAACAUGCCAAAACAUUCUAGUUAAUCCAGUUGACGGCAAAUUUGUAAGGUGGGGUCUUUGCCACUUUGUGGAAGAGGCGCUAGUUCCCAAGGAUGUAUUUAUUCAGUCAGAAUUCAUUAACUCUUAUUCGAUAAUUAACAUACUUGGAAUCUCGUUGCCUAAAAUGAUUGCUUUGAAGAUGCGGACCAGAUCUGCAAUCGCCCAGUCAGUUACUGUCUUCAAAGUGAGUUUGAGGCAUCAAGGCAGUGAUAAGAUGGCAAUAAAAUAGAGUCAGUCUGCUAUCAGUCUGCUAUCAGUUUGUGAUUAAUCAACAAGGAGACACAAACCCCUUCUGGAUUGUGUCAUGAAGGGAAUUUGGAAUAAAAAGGCUGCUGCAGUGCUAGCCGCUGUGAUCAGACUGAAAUCAGCUAUUUCUAUUUAAUUUAAAAAAACUUAAAAAUACCACAGAGAGGCGGUGUACCGAACGAAAAACACCAUGGUGGACAAAGAAUAGCGGAAACGGAUACGUGUCUUUAAACAAAGAAAGUCCCAGAAAUAUGAAUUACCACUUAUAGUUUGAACUUUCAAAUAAAAACUUAAAUCAGGCUUUGAGAUAAGAAUCGAAGUAGUAGGCUUCAACAUUAAACACUCAAGAGUUCAACAUUAUAUUCUUCUUUUAACCUUUAGACCAGAUUAUCCACUCCUACUAGAUAAUGUGUUUUCAGGUUUCCCCUCCAUUAAUUUGUGGACGUCUCUGACUAACUGUGAGACCUUCAAGUCAUUCUGUCUUCUUCACAAAAUGCGUCUCUUUUUCUAUUAUAAAGUCACAGAAAUGUUUUUAGUGAAGGAUAAAGGAAAAUACCCAAGGCCAAAUAACUUCAGUGGAAAGUACAUCAGGUCAAAGGUUGUAGAGUCCAAUACUUUACUCGAGCAGCGGUACAGUUUGGACACAGUUUAAGCUUUCACCUCUCGUUGGAAUCAGACCCUUUGGAGUUUGCAGUGCUUUGGUGGUUUUUUGUGUGGUUAUAGAGAUCCUAGUAUCAACUAAUUCAAAGUAAUUCUAAAGAAGAUCAUAACUCAUCUAUUAGUGUGGGUUACUGGUUACUACGUAAUCCUAUUUAGUGGGGUAAAUCCUGAGAAACUGAAAUGUGCCUUCCACACACUGUGGUCAAGCUGAUUUAAAACCAUAAAAUAUUUGCCUGCAUUACUGGCUCGCUCAGUACUGUUAUUACAGGGGAAUCGCUGCCCCUGAGGUUUUUAGUUAUGUGAAAUAUACAGCUGGCUGGACUGUAGAGGCUGAAAGCUGGUUACAAAUAGUUGAAAUGUCAAUGUAACGGAGGAUUUAUGAUUUUGAGCUGUGGAGGUGUAAAUAAGCCAAUAUGUGUUUAGCAUGCUGUGUCGGUUUGUGAUGUGUGCAGUGCUGAGAUUCAGCCUACACAGCCAUGUCCUAAUCCCAGCGUGUGCUGUCUUUUCUGUGUUUCCUGCCCAGACUGUGAAUCAUAACAGCAGGUGGACUUUAAUCUCACACUCAUAACACACGGUAAUUGUAGUCACCAGACAGGGUUUGUUUAAGGUGUUGUCUGUGUUUUCAGGUGCACUGCUGCCCUGUGUGAUAUCAGUGUAGUAUGCUGUUCAUUUCGAAUUUGGUGUUUAAACCGGCUGCAGUUGAAGCCUCUCUGUGCUGAAUGUAUGGUAAAGUCUUCUUUUGUAUCAUAAAAAAACUGAUUUAGUUCAAGGAAAUGGGGCUUAAAGUUUUCUUGUAUGUGUUUGGAGCUAGAGAUGUGCAUGCCUGUCUCAGAGUAACCUUACCCUGCGAGUGCACAGGUGAUACCAAGCUGUAUUUAGCCCCCUUAUGGCCAGCUGGCCCUGCUAUUUAAAACAGAUUGAGGGGGAAGGGAGACUGUGGCCGUGGCGGCGUUUAUUGUCAGCAGACAGUUUUGGUCAGUAGUGCUGAACUUCAGAAGAAUCUGAACAUUUUAAGACCAGGUUAGGACGCAUUGGAUAAGUCGCUGGUUGCACCAGACCAAUUAGACUGUUGUUGCUUUUCUAAAAUGUUUUUUCCAGUAAGAGUGCAGAUUUGUGUUCGCUGUCUUCCCUGAAGGGCAAACCGUUUGGAAAAUCUUUCACAAUUUCGUUUGUGAUUGGGUAUCAAAUCAGCCACUCCAAAAGUCAGCCUGUGACUCAUCCUGGUAUCAGUUUUACUCAAGCAUCUUUGGCAAAGGUCGUUUAUGGUGCACGGAAUCAUUUCUACCUGUCUAAUAAAAACUGUCCAUAGCUUGUCUGAGUCAUUGUUUUGUUUAGCCAGAGGAAGUUUUUAUGAGCCGAUCUUCUGUGUUGUUGCUUUGAUUUUGAUCAGCUUGCUGUGUUUGGGUUGAACAGGGAGCAGGUUUUCAUGUUGGAGCCCCCCUGAGCUUGUAACUGUGAAUGAAUGGCAACAGCUGAGCAGGAAAACUUUAUCAGCAGCCCUCACUGUGUGUGUGUGUGCGCGCGCGCGUGUGUGUGUGUGUGUCUCCCUGCAUGUGUGUGAGAUUCAGGAGGAGCUGCAAUCAGAGCAGUCUCACUGGGGAAUCUCUCUGCUGAGCUCACUGCUGUCCUCCCUUCCUCAGCCGCUGGCCUCUUUUCAGUUUCCUCCCUUUAGCUCUCUUGUUCUUUCUAUCCACGACUCGUCCUGUGGAUUUCUUUACCCCGGCUCUCUGGGAAACUGCAGAACAGCGCUGUCGUGACUCGCCGGCUGUCACUGCAAGGAAAGUAGAGCACAGGAGGCAGGAGAGAGAGAGCAAAGCUGAGACAGCCCAAUCGAUUUCUUUGAUACAGAGAAGAAGCACCGUGGAUAGAAGGGCAACGGCGAUAGCUGUGCUUUUCUUUGUCAUUUUGGUUUAAAAGGAGAUAUUUGUUUACUUGGAACGGAGUCUUCUGAAGCAUUUGAAUCACAUCUUUCCCUUGAGAAGAGAGGACAGCUUUUGACACGUCAAGGGUGCCCUUCUUCAGGGAUACGGUCAAAAUCUGGGACUUGGGAGGAAAUCUACUUUAAACCGUGGUGUUCAAUGUUUACCUAAUAAUCAAUCCCUAUUCUGAAUGAUAAUGCUGGACACCAACCAUUGCCUGUCCUUUGAACCCUCCUCCCUGGACUCUCCUCCAAUGGGAGAUGACAUGGAGAAGGAAGGACUGAAGAUGGAUCAUGACAGACUUGUGUAUCACAGCUUGAAAGAAGUCCUCCAGCUCAAACUUCAGCAGAGACGCACACGAGAGGAGCUGGUCAGCCAAGGGAUCAUGCCACCACUGAAGAGCCCAGCAGCCUUUCACGAACAGCGGAGGAGUCUGGAGCGAGCAAGGACUGAGGACUACCUAAAGAGGAAGAUCCGGAGUCGUCCUGAGCGCUCCGAGCUGGUCAGGAUGCACAUUCUGGAGGAGACGUCGGCAGAGCCGUCUCUGCAGGCUAAGCAGCUGCAGCUGAAGAGAGCACGACUGGCCGACGACCUCAAUGACAAAAUCUCUCACAGACCGGGUCCCAUCGAGCUGGUCCACAAGAACAUCCUGUCUGUUAACUGCCAUCUGCAGCACUCACUCCCAGAUUCUCCAAAGGGAAACGGAGGAGAGAGCUCAUCUUUGGACGAAGACAGCAGUGAUGCUCUGUCACCUGACCAGCUAACCAAUCAGGACUCUCCCCUGAGCGCUGUCCCUCAGGUCUCCCCCUCAGACGUGCUCACCCAGAACGGAGACCUCUCCCCCACACAGUUUCUCACACAGCCUCCUGCUCCACCUCCACCACCACCUCCGCCGCCCCCUCCCUUGUUGAAUGGGUCCGCUUCGUCCCCUCUACCUAAAACGGUGACCUCUGGAUCCUCCCGCCAUUCUGCUGGACAGGUCAAGUCUCAGGCCAAGACGAGUUCAGACCGCCCUCCACAGAGACCUAAGAAAGCAAAGGACAGCAAACCAAAGGUGAAGAAGCUGAAGUACCAUCAGUACAUCCCCCCCGACCAGAAGGCUGACAAGGAGCGUCCGCCUCAGAUGGAUUCAUCGUAUGCGAAGCUGCUCCAGCAGCAGCAGCUCUUCCUGCAGCUGCAGAUUCUCAGUCAGCAGCAGCAGCACUACAACUACCACACCAUCCUGCCCGCCCCUCCCAAGCCACAAACGGAGCAGCCUCCCACAACCAACUCUGGCCCUUCCCCCUCCCGUACCGUUCACACAACAACCACCACAGCUUCCUCGAGUCAAACGGGGACGGCCCGUCACAGCCAAACCGCAGUGGGAGGAGCCAAACCAGCUACUCUGCCAGCCAACCUGGAUGAGUUCAAAGUUGCUGAGCUGAAACAAGAACUGAAAUUGCGGGGUUUGACCGUCUCAGGCACCAAGAAUGAUCUAAUUGAGAGGCUCCGUAACUACCAAGAGCAAAAUGGGGGAACCGCAACUGUUUCGAAGAAUGGCAUUUUGCAGUCCGGCUUGCAGGGCACGACCUCAGCUGCUAGCACCACCACAUCUUCUCCCACCACAACUUCCACCUCUGACCACCAGUCAGUAGAGGGUGGGUUUAAGUUGUCUCUGUCCUCACUGGCUCAGGCGGUUCCAGGGCGGGUGAUGCGGUUUGGCAGCACCAGCUCGAGCCCUCCGGUGUCGCCGACUCCGUCGGAGAGGUCGUUAGCUGGAAUGAGUCCAGAUGAGACCAGCUGCAAUGGAGACAUGUUUGGAGAAAUGGUGAGCUCUCCGCUGACCCAGCUCACCUUGCACCCCUCUCCUCAGCACCCAGCAAAUGUCUCUCCACUCGCAGUCAAAGAUGAGAUCCAGAGCUCUUGCAGUCUGUCCAGGUCCUCACCUGCAUCUGUCCAAACCCCCGAGCCCGGAGCAGCCAUGGACACGUCAUCUAUGGAUAAAGACCAGAUGCUCCAGGAGAAGGACAAACAGAUCGAGGAGCUCACCAGGAUGCUGAGGCAAAAGCAGAGGCUGGUGGAGACUCUCAGGUCCCAGCUGGAGCAAGGCAAGAUGGCAGGUGGGAUAGUGGUCAAGAGGGAAGGAAGCGAUAAGAGCAAAACAUCCCCAGAGGUUAAGCUCCAAACGCUAAUAAAAGCCUCAGCCAUUCAGCCCCCUACGCUCCCUAAUGGCAUCGUGUUGAAGGUCAAAAAGGAGGUAGAGCCAGAGGAAGGAAUGGAGGGAGUAACAGAGGAGGCUCUGUCAAAGAAGCAGGUCCCGACGAUGCAGUAUUCCCAGGAGACUCUGCUCAGGCUGCAGCAGAUUCAGCAGCUGCAGCUCCAACAGUCUGAUCAACAAAAACAGCAACCACAACCGAAACAGCAACAAAGUCAGGCGCAGCCGACGAAGGCCGCAGAACCCAAACCGAAUCCUCAAAAACAGCAUCACCAAAAGAAAGAGGCUCAACUCCUGAUCCACCAGCAGCAGCAGCUGCAGCAGCUCAUCUUCCAGCAGACCCAACAGAAACAGCUCCAGGCUCAGCAGAAGAUAACGCAGCAGAAACUGGCCCAGCAGAAGCAAGUACAGCAAAACCAGCUCAAGCAAACCCAAGGGCAGCAGCAGGCUCAGCAGAAGAACCAGGUUCAGCUAAAGCAGGUUCAGCUGCAGAUCCAAAACCAGACGGUGACAAGUCAGAAACCCGCACUGAGCCAAACUCAGCAGAGGAAGCAGCUGAAAGCUCAGCAGAGGCAGCAGCAGAAACAGCAGACAUCAGCAGCCUCAACACAACAGGUGACUCCAGUCAUCAUCAAGCAACAGAAUGGCACACCAGUGCACACUCAGGCCAUCUCAUUAGACCUCCUUAAGGCCAAUGGCACACCUACACUGGUGACAGACACCAACGGGAACCACUACCUAAUCGCUCUCACCAGUCACACCACAGAUGGACAGAAUGGAGUGUCCUCAUUGACCAAAACCAACGGACGCAUCACACUGCAGAGAUUGAAUUCAACUCCAAGUAAACUGCCCAGCGCCCACAGCCAAUCAAAAUGUCAGGCAGAGGCCGAGCCUGUGAGCCAACCAAGCAAAAAGGGACAAAAAGCGGGGCUGCACUUAGACGCCAAAGGUGAUCCACAACCCAGCCAGCCCGUCACUGCUCCACCCAACCUGCAGCCUUUCUUUGACGACAUUUCAGACAAUGAAAGUCAAAACAACUUAAUGUCAUCUCUCAAGAGACAGGAGGCGUGUCCGCCUUACGACCGGCACACGCUGUUCACCCCUCCCUCUCCUAAACCCAACACCUCCCUUUCUUCUCAGCGCUUCAGACCAGAGAAUGGCCUGAACAGCCAGCAGAUGGACGACCUAUUUGACAUCCUGCUCAAAAGUGGAGAAAUCCCCGGCUUCAAGGCCAACCCGGACCCUUCCCUCCCCCCUCUCCACUCUGACCCACCUUCUCCAUCCAGUGCCCCAUCCCCCCUCCACCUGUCUCCUCCCACCCCCACAGAGGCCUUCAUCUCCCCGGAGUCUACGGUGGGAGGGCCCUGCUCAGGCAGCGGGCGUCUGGAGGACUUCUUGGAGAGCACGACGGGCACCCCACUGCUGGGCAUAGAGUCCGACGGCGGCCUGGCGCUGAUCGACGACCUCCACAGCCAGAUGCUGAGCACGCCCAGCAUCCUGGACCACCCCCCCUCCCCCAUGGACACGUCUGACCUGGGCUUCUCCCCGCAUUCUGCGGGGCUGGACUUUGGCGACCCCAACCUGGAUAGCAUGGACUGGUUGGACAUGGUAGGGAGCGCAAGUGGAGGUAGCGAGGGCAAUAGAGGAGAGCGAGGAGGUGGAGACGGAGGGACGAGUUUAGCUCCGUUGGCGCCACACACUCCGCAAAGUGUGUUCUCAGCCGACUUUCUGGACAAUACGGACCUGCAGCUGCACUGGUAGCCACGUCUGUAGCACCUCACUCAGACGCACACAGAUGAACACAUGGUCGCUCACACUGUGUACAGGCUCCGUCUUUAUUUCAUGCACAUACUCUAUGCUGUCUCUACCACUGCGGGGGGUGUCUGGCACAUGCACGCGCACACACACACUCUCACACAUUUACUCAGUUUGUCUUGUCUUUCACUGGCUGUUGCUGUAUGCAAGGUGAGGUGGUGUUAAAUUCAUUGAAAUUACUUGGUGGACCUGAAGUGGACUUGUAAAGAUUUUAACUCUACAGGGAACCAAAACGGAUAAAAUCCCAUUUCCCGUGUCCUGACCUGCAUUAAAGCCAGGUUUAAGUAAACCAGCCGAAAGUUGCAGGUCGCUUUCAACCCAUUUCAACCCUCAGUAAACAGCUGGACAGAUCAGAGGCGAGAAGGGACUGUCCGUGAUGUUUUCCUGGGCUCCUAGAGAUAGCAGUGUGUGUCAGUGCCUCCUAAACUUUGCACUUAUGCUGAAUCUGAUUGGUUUAAAGGGUGGGUGUUUAGGUCAACAGCUGAGUGAAAGCCACCUAAUGUUACAAUGGUCAGCUGAGCCACUGAUUGUUUUUGUUUUUUUAAAAAAAGAAAAAAGGCAGCUGCUUGUGGCCUCACCAUGCCAACCUAAACCCCACCCACACUAGUCAAAGAUACAACCUUCAUUGGUUGAGAGUUGCUGUUGAAAUAAACCUUAUCAGUGGCAACAGUUUGAAUUGAAGCCUCAUUGGAGGUUGCGUAUAAUUGGUAACAUUAUGGUAGACCACUAUGUAUUGCUGUAUAUCGGGUGUAUAUUACAAUUUGUCCAUAUGACUAUUUUUCUUUGCUGGUUGCUUUAGAGUCAAGCUAGCCGGCUGGGGGACAGAGGGGGAGGGCGGGGCUUCCAAGAGAACUUGGACCUUGUCAUUUUUUUAAAGAAAAAAAAGAUUAAAAAAAUAAACAUACCAUUUAAAAAAA
Haplochromis burtoni (Burton's mouthbrooder) is the source of this 15187-nucleotide messenger RNA. RefSeq names its product myocardin related transcription factor Ab (gene mrtfab). Gene Ontology annotation, biological process: smooth muscle cell differentiation. Bases 10452 to 14216 code for a protein of 1254 amino acids. Lineage: Eukaryota; Metazoa; Chordata; Actinopteri; Cichliformes; Cichlidae. The transcript has 18 exons. The record is from RefSeq and is a predicted model, not a curated record.